Molecule: messenger RNA, 1116 nt
Organism: Pseudogymnoascus verrucosus
Lineage: Eukaryota; Fungi; Ascomycota; Leotiomycetes; Thelebolales; Thelebolaceae
Exons: 2
Coding region: 32-1111 (359 amino acids)
Biological process (GO): mitochondrial respiratory chain complex I assembly
Cellular component (GO): mitochondrion
Molecular function (GO): S-adenosylmethionine-dependent methyltransferase activity
Source: RefSeq, a predicted model, not a curated record
CACCAACGCAAACCACUCCACAACGCCGAGCAUGAGACCCCUCGCCCUCCGCCCCCUCCUCCGGUGCCGCCGGCCGGCCAUCUCCUCCUCCCUCCCCUGUACCCGAAUCUCCUCCCCAUUCACACCACGCACACGCACCUACGCCAUUCAAGCCCCCGGCGCACCAACCCUCCAAGUCUUCAACUCGCACGUCAAGCACCUCCAGAAAGAGCGCGCAGCUUCCAAGCCAGAACAGAGCCGCGAAGUCGACUACCUCCGCGACGAGAUCGCUACCCGUCUCGCUGACCGCCUGCUCGACAUCAACCGCGACUUCCCCCACAUCCUCGACCUCGGCGCCAACGCAUGCAACCUCUCCCGCGCCCUCACCACGCCCCUCUCCCCCACCGAAGCCCCCGCCAGCGAGCGCAUCGGGCACUUAACCUGCGCCGAGACCUCGCCCACGCUUCUCCACCGCGACGACGCACUCCCCCUCCCCUCGCCAUUAGCCAUAACCCGCACCGUCCUCCCCACCCUCGAGUCCCUACCAUACGAAGCGGAUACUUUCGAUGCCGUCCUCUCUUCUCUGGCGCUGCACUGGGUUAAUGACCUCCCCGCGCUACUGGCACAUGUGAAUCGCGCGUUGAAACCAGAUGCGCCGAUUAUAGCUGCUAUGUUUGGGGGGGACACGUUGUUCGAGAUGCGCACUGCGUUACAGCUCGCAUCGCAAGAACGGCGCGGGGGUGUAGCGCCCCAUACUUCGCCAUUGGCGGAUGUGCGGGACAUCGGCGGGCUGUUGACGAAAGCGGGGUUCAAACUCCUGACAGUGGAUGUGGAAGAUAUCGUCGUCGAGUUCCCCGAUAUCUUCGCGCUGAUGAGAGACCUGCAGGCGAUGGGGGAGAGUAACGCGGUGCUAGGUAGGGAAAUGGGUGGGAUCGGACGGGAGGUGUUGGCGGCGGCGAGUGGGAUUUAUAAGGAGUUGUAUGGGGAGCCCGGGAAGGAGGGGAUACCGGCAACUUUUAGGGUGAUCUUUUUUAUUGGGUGGAAGGAGAGUCCGGAUCAGAUGAAGCCGUUGGAGAGGGGGACAGGAGAGGUGAAUAUGAAGGAUAUUUUGGGAGGGGGGAGUAUAAAUUGAGGGGG